AAGUGCAAGAAUUAUUAACCAUGUCUCGCGUUAGUUUCGUAUUGCUUGUAAUGAUUGGAGUGCUUUGCAGCACGACUAUUGCACGAAGACAGUGCCAGGAAAAUGAAGUGUGGAGCACUUGUGGAUCGGCGUGUCCACCAUCUUGUAAAUUGCCUAAUCCAGUCUGCAUAUUACAAUGCAUGAUAGGAUGCCAAUGUCGAACUGGAUAUUUGUUAAAUUCUUUAGGAGAAUGUGUGCUCCCUUUAAACUGUUGGAAAGCAUAG
Molecule: messenger RNA, 263 nt
Organism: Trachymyrmex cornetzi
Lineage: Eukaryota; Metazoa; Arthropoda; Insecta; Hymenoptera; Formicidae
Product: chymotrypsin inhibitor
Exons: 3
Coding region: 21-263 (80 amino acids)
Source: RefSeq, a predicted model, not a curated record